Portunus trituberculatus (swimming crab) is the source of this 378-nucleotide messenger RNA. Its product is annotated as zinc finger BED domain-containing protein 5-like. Lineage: Eukaryota; Metazoa; Arthropoda; Malacostraca; Decapoda; Portunidae. The record is from RefSeq and is a predicted model, not a curated record. The transcript has a single exon. Bases 1 to 378 code for a protein of 125 amino acids.
AUGUCACAGAAACGAAGAUGGUAUCACGAUAGUUAUUUGGACUACGGGUUCACAUAUCUUGUCAAGGACGGUGCACACAUCCCUCAAUGUGUUGUGUGUUUGAAAACCUUCUCUAAUAGCAUCACGAAACCUUUCCAACUGAAGCAGCAUCUGGCAAAUGCUCAUCCACAGUUGAAAGAUAAGAAUCGUAGCUUUUUUGAGGUAAAGUUAUCCAGCUUGAAGAGGAUGAAGAUGGAUGCAUCUGGGACGUAUCAGCAAACCAACAUCAGCAUAGUGAAGGCUUCAUAUGUGAUUGCCCUUCAGGUGGCCAAGGCAAAGAAACCCCACACGAUUGGUGAAAGCCUUUUGAAACCAUGUAUCGUUGACAGUGUAGUGUGA